UUCAUUGUCAGUUGACAAUAUUUUUACUUUUCUGUGGGGACUGUGGCGUCAACUGCCGUCAAGCCAACGUAUUACGUAUACGCCUGUAUAAUUGUCCUGCAGAUUAUAAUUUUAAACAUCCACUAAGUUUGGCAUCUUCGUUUCUUACGCUUUCUUACCCAUGAUAUAUCUACAUACGUUGCAAUAACGAUUACAGGUCUCCUGACGUUGCAACCAACUACAGAAUCUCAAUAUGUCCAAUUCAAGACAGGAGAAAGCAGCAGUGUCCAUGCCGCCCGGAUUAUCGGCCAUCCACACUGUGUGUCAACGAUUAUAUCCCAGUCAAACCAAUCCCAUCCAGAUGACAUCCAAAAUAAAAUACUGGCUGGGGGGCCCCGAUCCCCUGGACUUCAUCACCAUCUAUCUGAAUGCAGGCACCCCCGCGAAAAACACCCCCGAACAUUGGCACUACAUCACGUGUGGCCUGUCCGACUUGUACGGCGACGGGCGGAUUCAUCCCAUCCCGGACACCAUGGGCCUGGACGCCCCCUCGGGACUGGGCAUGGAGAUGACGUUCCGCCUGAAACGCAAAGCGGGACAGCUGGCACCCCCGGCCUGGCCAGGAGAGUUACUGCAGGGAUUGGCGCGGUAUCUGUACGCUUCGGGGAAUAGCUUUGUCGCCGGGGAUCAUAUCGCCUGGAAUAAGUCUCUGGAUAAGGCUGAACCGGACUCCGUUGUGCAGCAUAUCCUGGUGGCUGAGGAUCCGCAGUUGCGGAGUAUCGGUUCGGAGCUGGGGCGGGUGGUGUUCAUGCAGUUAGUCGGGGUGUGCCAGGAGGAGUUGGAAGCAGCACAACACUGGAAUGGGCGCGGUGUGCUGGAGCUGAUGCGAUCCACCGUGUCAGGUCCUCUCUGGGUCACUGAUAUGCAACGGACCUCUUCACCACUGGCCACCGACUCUCGUAUGAUCCAGUCAGUCCGCGACGGCAUCACCAAAGACGGCUCAGACUUGAGCGGUGUUUCGUGCCGGUGCCGCUGGAAAGAAGUCUCCCAUAUACGCCCCACUCGACGUCCGGCCCCGCCGGCUUCUCCACUGCACAUUUCCACCUCCGAGCACGAUACCGUGCAGAUGUCCCAUCUGGCUUCCGCCCACUUGACCUUAGACUUUGAAGCCGGAUCCCUGCUGUUGCUAGCCUUGGGUGGACGACUACUGCACAGUCGGCAUUUCACCUUCCAGAGUGUCCUGACUGACCAUGCUAUCACGUUGGUAUCGGAAGGGGUCAACGGUACACUAGCCCAGGAAGCGACGCCCUUCGUCAGCAUUGGCCCGUGGCUGCAGGUGUUUCUGGAUGGUGAAGCCAUUCGGGAGAUUGCCGAUGAUAUCACCCAGUGCUCGGAUGCCAGCGGCAAGUUCACCGUGGCCCGAGUGUUUGCCUGGCCCAGGAUCAAGCUAAGCCUGACCGUUAGCGAUGAACAAUCGCUCUUCCUUUAAAUUUAUCAUGUUAUACUCGUAAUUUACGUACAGAAUAUUAAGUAAGAAAAGCAACCCCUGAUUAUGUUAAGUAAUUGUUGCUUAUGUUAAGAGUGACGAAGCAGUGCCUUAUGUCUAAUGUCGACAGCAAUUUUACAUCGCUGGAACUUCCGGCUACUGUACGCUGUCGCCGUCUGUCGACCUAAAACAGAACAGUAUUUGUAUAAAAACAAGUAUUUUGCACCGCCCAUGUGAAUUUGUCGGUGAGCGUAAAACGUUUGAUAAGAAUGGAUGAAUGGAUGUUAUGUAAGUGCA
Molecule: messenger RNA, 1762 nt
Organism: Paramacrobiotus metropolitanus
Lineage: Eukaryota; Metazoa; Tardigrada; Eutardigrada; Parachela; Macrobiotidae
Product: suppressor of fused homolog
Exons: 2
Coding region: 233-1468 (411 amino acids)
Cellular component (GO): cytoplasm; nucleus
Molecular function (GO): transcription factor binding
Source: RefSeq, a predicted model, not a curated record